Felis catus (domestic cat) is the source of this 1871-nucleotide messenger RNA. RefSeq names its product ribonuclease/angiogenin inhibitor 1 (gene RNH1). The coding region runs from base 123 to 1754 and encodes 543 amino acids. NCBI's taxonomy places the organism in Eukaryota, Metazoa, Chordata, Mammalia, Carnivora, Felidae. Gene Ontology annotation, molecular function: protein binding. Gene Ontology annotation, biological process: positive regulation of inflammatory response. The record is from RefSeq and is a predicted model, not a curated record. The transcript is spliced from 10 exons. Gene Ontology annotation, cellular component: cytoplasm.
GCGGGGAGCGGGCCGGGGGCGGGAGCUGGGGCGACCCGCGUCCGGACCCUCCGCGGGGGCCCCGCGCGCGAGCCCCGAGAGGCCGCCGCCCCGCAGAGCAAUCCCGCGCGGGCCCCGGACACAUGCGCGGCCUCCGGCGUGCGGGGAGGGCGGCGGCCGCGGCUCUGGGAGGCCUCGUGCGGACCCCGGCGCACCCCUGGGCGCCCCCCGCGCCUCGCGCAGGCGUUGAGGGAGUCUGGCUGCAGUGUUCUCCGUCCACCUUCUGUCUAGAAGACACUUCACCUCGAACCAUGAAUCUCGACAUUCAGUGUCAGCAGCUGAGUGACGCCCGGUGGACGGAGCUCCUGCCUCUGAUCCAGCAGUACCAGGUGGUCAGGUUGGACGACUGUGGCCUCACGGAGGUGCGGUGCAAGGACAUCUGCUCUGCCCUCCAGGCCAACCCCUCGCUGACCGAGCUGAGCCUUUGCACGAAUGAGCUGCACGAUGCCGGGGUGCGGCUGGUGCUCCAGGGCCUGCAGAGCCCCAGCUGCAGGAUCCAGAAGCUCAGCCUCCGGAACUGCUGCCUGACGAACACCGGCUGCGAGGUCCUGCCCGACGCGCUGCGCUCCCUGCCUACCCUGCGAGAGCUGCAGCUCAGUGACAACCCGCUGGGGGACGCGGGCCUGCAGCUGCUCUGCAAAGGACUCCUGGACCCCCAGUGCCACUUGGAGAAGCUUCACCCUCUAGUCUCAUGCGCCCUGCAGCCCGGGGUGGGAGAGGAGACCCGGACGAGCUCCCUUGGCCAGAGUUCCCGACACCCACCUGUCCCCAGGCUGGAGUACUGCAACCUGACGGCCGCCAGCUGUGAGCCCCUGGCCGCAGUGCUCAGGGCCUGGAGGCACGUCAAGGAGCUUGUGGUAAGCAACAACGACAUCGGCGAGGCUGGCGUGCAGGCGCUGUGUCGGGGCCUGGUGGACUCUGCCUGCCAGCUGGAGACGCUCAAACUGGAGAACUGCGGCCUCACGCCGGCCAGCUGUAAGGACCUGUGCGGUGUCGUGGCCUCCAAGGCCUCGCUGCAGGAGCUGGACCUGGGUGACAACAAGCUGGGUGACCAGGGCAUCGCCACACUGUGCCCCGCGCUGCUGCACCCCAGCUCCCGGCUCAGGGUCCUGUGGCUCUGGGACUGUGACAUCACCACCACGGGCUGCAGAGACCUGUGCCAAGUGCUCAGGGCCAAGGAGAGCCUGAAGGAGCUGAGCCUGGCAGGCAAUGCGCUGGGGGACGAGGGUGCCCGGCUGCUGUGUGAGAGCCUGCUGGAGCCUGGAUGCCAGCUGCAGUCCCUGUGGGUGAAGUCCUGUGGCCUCACGGCCGCGUGCUGCCCCCACGUCAGCGCGAUGCUGACCCACAACAAGCACCUCGUGGAGCUGCAGAUGAGCGACAACAAGCUGGGCGACUCCGGCGUCCAGGAGCUCUGCCAGGGCCUGAGCCAGCCUAGCGCCACGCUGCGGGUGCUCUGGCUGGGGGACUGCGACGUGGCCAACGGCGGCUGCAACAGCCUGGCCUCACUCCUGGUGGUCAACCGCAGCCUGCGGGAGCUGGACCUCAGCAACAACUGCAUGGACGACCGGGGCAUCCUUCAGCUGAUGGAGAGCCUGGAGCGGCCUGACUGUGCGCUGGAGCAGCUGGUCCUGUACGACAUCUACUGGACGCAGCAGACUGAGGACCUCCUUCAGGCCCUGGGAGAACGCAAGCCGGGCCUGCGGAUUAUCUCCUGAGAGGCCUCCUGCCCCUCCCCCUCUGGACCUCCUGGCUGAGAAUGAAGAGAAGGGUUCAAAUCGAUGGACUUCUGUGGGAAAGUUUCAGACACUUUUAUUAAAGCACUUUUUUUGGCA